Messenger RNA from Paramecium tetraurelia, 807 nucleotides. RefSeq lists its product as uncharacterized. Gene Ontology annotation, biological process: fatty acid metabolic process. The transcript has 3 exons. The record is from RefSeq and is a predicted model, not a curated record. Gene Ontology annotation, molecular function: fatty acid 2-hydroxylase activity; heme binding. Lineage: Eukaryota; Ciliophora; Oligohymenophorea; Peniculida; Parameciidae. Gene Ontology annotation, cellular component: membrane; endoplasmic reticulum.
AUGUUGAAAAAGUACUCUUCAAUAGCCUAGAUGCAACAAGAUGGUGUCAAAUCUGAUAGAUUUCUGUUUGCAUAUCGUAACAAUGUCUUUGAUCUAACACAUUUUGUAGAUGAUCACCCUGGAGGAAGGUUCUCUCUCUAAACCUUCAAGGGCAAAGACUUAGAGAAUAUUCUAUUUAAUGCAUCCAUCCACAGACACUAACCCUCAGUACUCUCUUCUCUUGAGCAAUAUAAAUGUGGUGUAAUUGAAAUCAAAAAUCCUUAAGACACUAAACCUAAGCCCUAAGUUACUGCUACAACCAAAUCCAACACUCCUUCAAAGAAUGACCAAAUCUGCAAAACCUAAAUGUCAGACGACAAGACCAAUAGAUCAAACAUCACCUCAAAAUCUAAAGUCAGUAUUUAAUAGUAGAGCAAUAUAUUAUCGACUGAUUCUAAUUAGGUAAAGAAAUCAAACUUAAAAUAAAAUUCAAAAACCAAAUCUAUCAAUAAGACUGAAAAUAUUAUUGCAGAAUCAACUACAACAAUUAAAUCUGAUCGAAAUAUCUUAAAUCAAUAAAAGCUUUAAGAAACACAACAAACCUAACUUUCAAAAAGUUCACUUUCUUUAGCUUCUAAUCAAAAAAUUUCACUACUAUCCCCACAGAUUAUUCAUGAAGAAGAUGAAUCUCAACCUUCUCCACUAAAUAAUAAUGUAGAAAAAUUUGAAUGCGGAUUUAUUCCAGAAGACAUAGUGAAUUUACAAGUUCCCAUUUUAAAUUACUAACUUACUGGAUAUCUUAGGUUGAAACAUACCCUUUAAAAUUGA